Molecule: messenger RNA, 1053 nt
Organism: Aspergillus mulundensis
Lineage: Eukaryota; Fungi; Ascomycota; Eurotiomycetes; Eurotiales; Aspergillaceae
Product: mitochondrial 54S ribosomal protein uL15m
Exons: 2
Coding region: 1-1053 (350 amino acids)
Biological process (GO): translation
Cellular component (GO): mitochondrial large ribosomal subunit
Molecular function (GO): structural constituent of ribosome
Source: RefSeq, a predicted model, not a curated record
AUGCCUCCCAGGCUCCAGAUCCUCCCUCUGCACCUCCGCAGUGUCCUACCUCGCCCUUCAACAGUCCAGCAGCCGUCGCAAUUACUGCUCUCUAUCCAAUCUCAAACCCGCAAUGCACACAUCUUAGCCUCGCUCUCCGAUAACCCGGGGGCCUACCACAAGCGCAUCCGACGAGGUCGCGGUCCUGCCUCGGGCAAGGGUAAGACCUCCGGAAGAGGUCACAAGGGUCAAGGCCAGCACGGAAAGGUUCCGGCGGGAUUCAAUGGUGGUCAGACACCUGAGAUCGUGGUGCACGGUGAGAGGGGGUUCAAGAACAUCUUCACCCUGGACCUUGCCCCCGCCAACCUCGACCGAAUCCAAGAAUGGAUCGACCAGGGCCGCAUCGACCCCACGAAACCCAUCACCGUCCGCGAACUCGCCAAAUCGCGCUGCAUCCAUAACCCCAAAGACGGCGUGAAGCUCCUCGCCCGCGGCGUCAACGCCCCCACCCCCUCCGACAUCACAACCCCCUCCUCCACAACCACCGAAGCCCAAACACAAUCCGACGCGGAGGAAGCCGCCUCCGCCGCAGCCGCCGCAGCCGUCCUCAAACAGCCCAUCCACCUCGUUGUCUCGCGCGCCUCAGCGGCUGCCAUCGCCGCCGUCGAGGCCACCGGCGGCACCGUCACAACCCGCUUCUACACCAAGGCGUCCAUCGCCCGCAUCAUGAAGCGCGAGACCCACCCCUUCGUCUCGGCGAACUGGUCUCCUGAGAGCGGGAACCCGGCUCUGCAUGCCGCUGCGGACCUGGAGUUCUCGACGCGCACGGCGUCCGGAAACCCGUUUACCGAGGAGGCGAAGAUUAUGGCGGCUAAGGGGUACAAGUACCGGCUGCCGGAUCCGACGAACCGUAAGGAUAUCGAGUACUACCGUGACCCGGCGCAUCGGGGAUACUUGAGUCAUCUGCUCAAGCCCCUGGAAGGACCCAGUUUGUUCUUCCGCUCGCCGGUGGAGAGGAAGGCGGCGUCUGGGCCGAAGAAGGAGAAGGUUCUCCCCGAGAACAGGCUUUGGUAG